Molecule: messenger RNA, 1365 nt
Organism: Hyaena hyaena (striped hyena)
Lineage: Eukaryota; Metazoa; Chordata; Mammalia; Carnivora; Hyaenidae
Gene: ASTL
Product: astacin like metalloendopeptidase
Exons: 9
Coding region: 1-1365 (454 amino acids)
Biological process (GO): proteolysis
Molecular function (GO): metalloendopeptidase activity; zinc ion binding
Source: RefSeq, a predicted model, not a curated record
AUGGGAGGCCUCUGGCUUUGGGUGCUGGGUCUGCUCUCUUUGCCAGUUUUGAUCCUAGGAGCACCGUCCGCCUCCAGCUGCUCGGAAGCCUGCGGAGCCAGCUUCUCCGAGGGCCUCAACCCCGAGGAGACCCAGACGUCCUGGGACAAGGACAUCCCUGCGAUUAACCAAGGGCUCAUCCCAGAGGAAACCCCAGAGAGCAGCUUCCUCCUGGAGGGGGACAUCCUCCGGCCGAGUCCCUUCCGGCUGUUCUCGGCUACCAGCAACAAGUGGCCUAAGAACGGGGAGGUUGUGGAGGUCCCCUUCCUGCUCUCCAGCAAAUACGAUAAAUCCAGCCGUGACAUCCUCUUGAAGGCAUUUGACGAGUUUGAACGCUUCACGUGCAUCCGGUUUGUUGCCUACCAGGGCCAGAGAGACUUCAUUUCCAUUGUCCCCAUGUCUGGGUGUUUCUCCAGCGUGGGACGCAGCGGAGGGAUGCAGGUGGUAUCCCUGGCACCUACCUGUCUCCAGAAGGGCCCAGGCAUUGUCCUGCAUGAGCUCAUGCAUGUCCUGGGCUUCUGGCAUGAGCACUCACGGGCUGAUCGGGACCACUAUAUCCGUGUUAACUGGAAUGAGAUCCUCCCAGGCUUUGAAAUCAACUUCAUCAAAUCUCGGAGCAGCAACAUGCUGGUGCCCUAUGACUACUCCUCAGUGAUGCACUAUGGGAGGCUUGCCUUCAGCCGGCGAGGGCUGCCCACCAUCACACCGCUCUGGGCUCCCAGUGUCCACAUUGGCCAGCGAUGGAACCUGAGCACCUCGGACAUCGCACGGGUCCUCAGGCUUUAUGACUGCAGCCCAAGUGGCCAAAGUCCCGGUGGGAGAGGGUUCCAGCCCCACAGCGAUGGUAGGAGCCCUACUGCCACCUCUAGGCCAUACCUGCAGCAGCUUCUGAAGGUGUUGUUGGCAGAAUCUGGGAGCCUCGAUGCCAGUGGCUCCGAGGCUAGAGGCCAGCGUGUUGUUGCAGGGCCUGGAGAGAGCCCACGCAGGUGGACGCUCCCCGUGCUGAGCAAGUUGGGUGUGGAGGCCUCUGCAAGGCUGCUUCAGACCCCAGCUUCCUCCCUAAACUCAAGGCCUGGGGCAGGCAUUCCUGGUAUUGCUCUAGAGAGGUCCUGGCCAGCCCAAGUGCCCUCUGUACCACCUGCUGCAUCUCCAGAAGCAGAAGACCAGCCAGUGCCCAUCAAGGGUGCUUUGGGGAGCCCAGCUCUCCCAGGGGCACAUGAACCUGAAAGUCCUUUCAGGGGAAUGCCCAGAAGUCAAACCUGUGACUUCUGUCCCCAAGGGGGAAGGGAAUCUCCAUCUCAAGUAGCUGGGCUGCAUAACCCCUAG